Molecule: messenger RNA, 1670 nt
Organism: Lineus longissimus
Lineage: Eukaryota; Metazoa; Nemertea; Pilidiophora; Heteronemertea; Lineidae
Product: superoxide dismutase [Mn/Fe]-like
Exons: 4
Coding region: 72-971 (299 amino acids)
Biological process (GO): superoxide metabolic process
Molecular function (GO): superoxide dismutase activity; metal ion binding
Source: RefSeq, a predicted model, not a curated record
ACCACGCGACGGUGAAUUGGAACUUCCCAGAUGGAGCCAGACAAUCUUGCAGUUCAUCAAGUUGACGACAGAUGGCAAAGUUAUCGUUUUUCUGCAUGAUAAACAGGAAUUCCCAGGCACACGUCAUCAAAGGACAGGGUGUUCCCCAAAACAGCAACAUGGCAUAUUUUUACUUACACGGUAUAAUAUUAGGGAUUUUUGCAACAAUUCUCAUCAGAACAGUCAAUUCAACCGAGGCAGCUUAUAGCAGUCUAUUUAGUCCGUUGUGUCGGUUCGAUUUGCCACCAUUGCCGUACGCCUUGGAUGAUCUGGAGCCAUUCAUCGAUGCGGCAACACUGAAAGUACAUCAUCAGGGCCAUCACAAAAGUUACACUACCAAACUGAACGCGGUCUUGGAGGACUGGAUUAUAGAAUGCAGCGAAUUCAACAAAAAUCUGGUACACAUUCUGCAGCAUAUUGAAGAAGUUCCCCUUGAUCAUAGGAAGUCUAUCAUAAACAAUGGCGGGGGAUUUGUAAACCACAACAUUUACUGGGCGAUCAUGUCGCCCAACCCUGGCAAGAAGGAGCGGUUCCCUGAGGGAAAACUCGCAGAUGACAUGAAUGAAGCGUUCGGAACGUAUGAAUCGUUCAAAGAGGAAUUUACCGGAAAGGCAUUGGCGCUUUUCGGAUCAGGCUACGUGUGGUUGUCUCGGAAAUCCACUCCCAAAGGCUCAACCCUCGUCAUCACGACAACAGCAAACCAGGACUCCCCCAUUUCAGACGGCCUCCGACCCAUACUCGUCAUCGAUGUCUGGGAACAUGCAUACUACCUCAAGCAUCAAAAUAUCCGUCAAAAGUAUGUUGCUGACUGGUGGAUGGUUGUAGACUGGGUUCAGGUAUCCAAGCUUGAUGAAUGGUGGGUUACGGAGGGCAGCAAGGACAAUAAAGACAAGGAAGAGAGAAAAGCAGGGAAAAGACAUGGUGAACUUUAGACUAUUAGACUAUUAGACUAUUAGACUAUUAGACUGAAAGCAUUUUUUAUAUUUUCCUUCCACACCCAUGUUUACAGGGCAGCAUUCAGGAAGUCGGAUGAUGGGAUGUGUGCGCCACUUACACCAACAUUAAACAUGUUUUCAAGAAAUGAACAUGCAUGUCCAAACAUGUACAAUUCGAAACAUGUUUGCUUGUGUUUGGCAACGUCCCCAUAUACAUGUACCAAACUCUCUCUCGCCAAAACGACUGCAUGUAUAUACAUUGUACGUAUCGAAUGUAUUCUGUGCGUAUUUAGGAAAUUGGAAAUAUUGAGCUUCAGUGCGAAUCUUUUAAUGAAGGAUGUAGGGCUUGAAAAACCUACACUCCGUUUCUGUUGAACACCGAACACACAAUCGGACGUCUUAACUUUGUUAAUACAUGCUUUAUUCAACAAAACUAAGCCUGACAUGUAUGUCUAACAUUUUGUCUACCGAAGGCGAACAGUUAAAACGCACACCCUAAGCAAAACAUUUAAAAAUGACUUGCAUGCGGUCAAAUUUAUUUACAGCUUGAAAAGCAGAUAAGGAUAAUAUCCUGUCAUUUUCACUAAUCAGAUGCGAGUGGUCUAAUUUGCUAUAUCAAGGAACAUCAACAAUGUAAAUUGCAUAUAUUAUACAAACAAAUAAAAAUAACAAGAAUGCCACUGUUUUAUUUAUCCU